AUGUCAGAUCGACCAGGACCGAAUGCAGAAAAGCGAAAGGCUGGGGGACCAUCAUCGCAGAAACAUAAAUUUUACAAAUUUCAAGGUCAGGCUCGAGGUGGGAGGGGAGGUCGAGGAAGAGGUGGUGGGGGAAGGGGUCGAGGGGGUGGAGGAGGAGAUAGAAGUGACAGAGGCGAUAGAUCACCAAGAGCAGAUGGUCAACUGAAACUGAAUCCAUUAGGGAAAUAUAGGAUAAAACCCAUUCCUGAGAUCCUCUCCGAGCCUGGAAUAUGUGUCACAACUGUACUGAAUAAGGAAAGGUCGGCAGAAGCUGAACUAAUAGAAUACUUAGAAAGAGUAGCAGACGAGCUAUAUCCGGAAACAGCGGAAGAUGAUCUCGGAGCAGAUGAAGACGAAGAAUUGGACUUCGAGGCCGCAUUGAAGAAAGAUUUAGCAUCAAUGGAUCAAAGCAAUAAAUCGAAGCGAUUUCAACUUUGCUCUCAUGAUAUGAUAUGUGUUAUAUAUAUUAAUGUCUUACCCCCGCUCUCACCGCAUAGAUUAGUAAGACAUAUAUUGGAACAAGCUGAAUCUUCUGCCAGAUCGCAUCUGAAAUGGUGUAAGCGUAUCAUACCAAUUAUUGGCACCUCGGGAGCGACUAUCAAACAACUAUCAGAAAUGACAGCUACAGUAGUCAAAGAUCAGUUUCACACUGAGGAUGAUAGAGCUUUGAAGUUUGCGAUAGAUACCAAUACUCGUCAAUCCGAUAGACUAGAUCGAAUGGAUAUGAUUCAUACUGUGGCUGGAGAAAUCACCAAAUUGGAUAAAGGUCAUAGCGUCGAUUUGAAAAAUCCAGAUAAGACCGUAUUACUGGAACUGUACAAGAACACAAUAGGGUUGACGGUAGUAGAAGAUUAUGAGAGGUUUAAGAAGUACAACCCAGGGGCUGUAGCUUCCUCUGCUGCUCAAUCACAAUCGAGGAUUGCGUUUGCCCGAGAUGGUCCAGAAUCAACAGAUCCGCCUGCUACAGAAUCUAAAGAGGCUUCAAACGAAAGUACUAAAACGCCGAAGCACGUAUAUAGACAACGGCGUGCUGAGGCUAUUUCAAGUUUCAAUGAGAAAUCUCAUUCGCUUGUUGCAUCAGACGAGAUUGUAGGUCAAGAUCAAUUAGAAGCUGAUGCUGAAGUAGGGGAGGUUGUAGAAAAUCCAUCGGGGUUGCUGGGAGAGGAUUGGGAAGAACGAAUAGUUGAUGGGAAAGUAGAGCGUGCGAGGAAAGAUGGCCAAUAA
Kwoniella shivajii is the source of this 1263-nucleotide messenger RNA. RefSeq lists its product as uncharacterized. Bases 1 to 1263 code for a protein of 420 amino acids. Gene Ontology annotation, molecular function: RNA binding. The transcript has 9 exons. The record is from RefSeq and is a predicted model, not a curated record. Gene Ontology annotation, biological process: tRNA modification. Lineage: Eukaryota; Fungi; Basidiomycota; Tremellomycetes; Tremellales; Cryptococcaceae.